Molecule: messenger RNA, 1149 nt
Organism: Lucilia sericata (common green bottle fly)
Lineage: Eukaryota; Metazoa; Arthropoda; Insecta; Diptera; Calliphoridae
Product: ovalbumin-like
Exons: 4
Coding region: 37-1119 (360 amino acids)
Molecular function (GO): serine-type endopeptidase inhibitor activity
Source: RefSeq, a predicted model, not a curated record
GUUAAUUUAGAAAAUAUAUAAUUUUUUUAUAUAAAAAUGGUUAAAAUACUAAGGACUGAUGCACAAACUGCUUUUAAGUUUUUAAUGUUAACAUUACUUCUGACCUUAAGGCCACAAGUCAGGGCAGACAUUUUUAAUUUGGAAAACUUUGGUCAAACGUUAUUUAUUCAACUAACGGAGUCACAUCAGCAAGAAAAUCAAUUACUAGCACCCUUACCUAUAGCAGGACUUUUAAUUUUAUUGCGCAAUAGUGCUGAACCUUAUGCUGCAUACGAAAUCGGUGAAUAUUUAGAAGUGAUAGCAAAAGAUGCGGAUGAAAUUACAAGCGACUUUUUGCAACGAAUAGAUAAAUUCAAUAGCAAACAAUUUUUCGUAAUGAAAAGUAUUAUUUUAAUACAGGCGGAACCUAAUGAACAGCAGGAAAUUUAUCUGGAUCGUGGUACUGUUGUUAAAGAUAGAUAUAAGGUUAAUAUCUGUCGAGACGCGGCAAUAUUUCGAAGAGGACAUCAGGAAAUACCAGAAUUAGUGUUGACUACAGAAAUUCAAUUUAAAGGAAUAUUUCAUUAUGCAUUCUUAAGCACAGAAAAAAAACCUUUUCUUACCAGUGAUUCGACAAUGAUUGAAAAGGAAAUGUUAACUCUUCAGGCAAACUUACGAUUUGCAGAUAUUCUCGAAUUAAGUCUUAAAGCUUUUGAAAUUCCCUAUAGUAAUGAUAAGGAUUCUUUAGUGAUUUUAUCACCUAACUCUCAACAAGGUCUAGAAUAUCUGGAAGCGAUUUUAAAGGAGUUUCCUCUUAGUGGUAUUGAGCCAUAUUUGCAACCGCGCUAUAUAAAAUUGCAAUUUCCAAAAGGAGAAAUUGUUGUAGAAAAAUCCUUAAAAGAGGGUCUACAAUUUUUGGGCAUUAAUGGCAUAUUUGAAAAUCUUUGUGGUAUGGAGUCUGAUAUACGUGUUUCGGAUAUCAUUUUUAAAGGUUCAUUUGCGAUUGAAGAAAAUAAUGUUGGAAUUAGUUCACAAGAUGAUAUGGGCUCACCCGAAGAAUUUGUAAUAGAUCAUCCUUUCAUAUUUAUGGUAAAAGGAUCCGCAAGUGAGCCUUAUUUAAUUGGUAAAUUUGCCAAAUAAAGUUGUAAAUAAAUAUAAAUGCAAAAAAUA